Molecule: messenger RNA, 5733 nt
Organism: Armigeres subalbatus
Lineage: Eukaryota; Metazoa; Arthropoda; Insecta; Diptera; Culicidae
Exons: 2
Coding region: 1612-5733 (1373 amino acids)
Molecular function (GO): zinc ion binding; nucleic acid binding
Source: RefSeq, a predicted model, not a curated record
GGUCGGUCGAAUUGUACUUAGUUAGAUAUAAGUAAUUGAUGUUAGUGUUGUAAGAAAUAAAAUGUUAGUGCUUAAGUGUCGAAAUAAAUGUUGAAUGUAGAUUGAGUCUAGUUUAAAUAAAAUGUGUAAUUGCUUUGUACGUCGUGUGUGUUAAUUAUUGGAACCGAGAAUCGAGGAAGAAAGGCCGUAAUUGAGGCAGAGUUUGUGUCGGGACUGUGAUCACCACAUACAGUCCAUCCAAUCUCACUCGCCCAGGAAGAGCGAGUCGAAGGCACCUCGCUAGGAAUAGAAGGUUUCUGGUAGGAUCAUUAUUCAUCCACAACCCCGACAUUUGGUCCAACGAGCCGGAUAAGGAUACUCCGGUAGGACUUUGGGAUCCACAAUUGCGCCAAACCAAUAAAUCGCCAUCCCUUGGAACGCCAUUGCAACCGCCAAUUCAUCAACACAAUUACUAAUUGUCGCUGGAGACAAAGAUCGCCAUCAAUUGUGAGGAGUAGUGUACACCAUCUUCUGCAAUCCUGCUGUUUGGACAUCAGCACUGGUGGCUAUUGUGUAGGUCAGUAUAGCUACUAUUAUAUGUCCUGCCGAAGCUGGACUUGAUGGAUUACUUCUAACACAACUCUAUAUCAUCACGGCGACGUACAAGCACCUUUCAUCGAGCAAUUCCAUCCGUUUUGCUCUGGGCUACAUUCACAUUGGAACAUUGUGGGACGUCCAAUUUCGAUUGCUUGAGGAAUCACCUAAUCUCCGCUGGAUCUGUGAGCAGACAUUUUCUCUAAGGCACCUACCUAUAUACAUCAUCGAUAACGACGUCGUCAGAUCAUCCAACUGCCUGGUACCAUCGGUGGGAUUAAUACAGACGACAACACAACACGCAUCGAUCGAAGAGGUGGCCAGAAUAAAUGGUCCGUCAGGUUAGUGAACAAUAGUAUGUGUCUUGCCAGCCGGGACACUGCAGACUACACACAUUCCUAAUUAUUCAAUCCUCUUCGACCUGGACUGUUGUCGAUCACUCUUUGUAUGCGGUACGAGCUCGGACGAAGCAUUUGUUUUUCAUUUGGAGCAAGGGUUUGCCAAUUAGCUGUUCUUUUCGCAGUCAACUUUCCUGUAAGGUUAGUUACUGCAGUAUAUGGCCAGCCGAGGCCGGAUUAUUGUGAUACUACAUGCAUAUUUCCCAUUCUACACAUGUUUACCUGAACUGAGGCUGUAUUGAAAUCGAAUAUUUAUCACCCGUGCAACUGAUUGACCACGCUUGAGAGAGGCCAACGGUGCAUCGUAGCUUUGUGAAGGUUUGUGCUACAGUAUAUGGCCUGCCGAAGUUAGGUUUAUUUUGGAUACUACAUUUCCUAUUUUGUACUCUUCGAUCAUUGCUGCGCGAGUCGUCUCCCUGGAAACAAUCGCAUACUUUAACAGCUCAUGUUAUGAACUUUGGCUUGGUGGAAUAAACAUUGGAUUUUAACAGCAUUUCGUUACCAAUAAUUGGUCGAAGUGACUGUUCCGUCAGGUCAGUCUACUUAGUAUAUGUCUAGCCGAAGCUAGACAUUAUUUUUGCUACUACACCUCAAUCUCUUUCCGAUAUAUACCUGGACCGAGUGUGAAACGAUUAUCGUGAUGCCUGCAACUACGAAGACACCGAGCCUCCGUGCGAUGCAGUUUAAACUGAAGGAGAUACUUUCAAUGUUCAACGAUAUACAGCGUUUCGUUAAGCAUUAUGAGGAAGGCACUAGUGCAGCUCAGAUUCAGGUUAGGCUAGGUAAAAUAGAUGAGCUGUGGCAAAUGUUUAGCGAUACAUUAAUAGAGAUUUUGACUCAUGAGGAUUAUGUAGCAGAAGAGGAUAAAUAUGACAAGGAAAGACAGCAAUUUAGUGGUCAGUACUACGAUGCUAAGGCCUUCUUGUUAGAAAAAUUAGAACAUAUUCAACAUGCGGCCGUUGAGCCCCAGCGAAAUUUAUUGCCAAAUGUGGUGGAGCACGUAAGGUUACCGCAAAUUAAGUUGCAGACUUUUAACGGAGAUUUAGACGAAUGGAUUAGUUUUCGCGAUUUAUUCACGUCGCUCAUUCAUUCUCGCGGCGAUCUGCCGGACGUUGAAAAAUUACACUAUUUAAAGGGCUGUUUGCUGGGCGAGCCCAAGGGAUUGAUCGAUCCUCUUGCAAUUACCGCUGCUAAUUACCAUGUCGCAUGGAAGUUGGUCACUAAACGAUACGACAAUAGCAAGCAGCUUAGAAAAAGACAAAUUCAGUCUCUAUUCAGUUUACCACACUUGGCUAAGGAGUCUGUUUCGGAAUUGCAAGGAUUGAUUGAAGGCUUUGAAAGGAUCGUUCAUACGCUAGAUCAAGUUGUUGAGGUUCAAGAAUACAAAGAUCUACUUUUGGUCAAUAUGCUGUCUAGUAGAUUAGAUCCGGUAACGCGUCGUUCAUGGGAAGAACAGUCUUCAACAAAGGACAAGGACACGGUCAACGAAAUGGUAGAUUUCAUACACCGUCGUAUACAAGUAUUGGCAUCGAUACCGGUCAGAUCAACGGAAUCUAAGGUUGCUCAACUCAACGCUCCAAAACAACGAGCUUUGGUGAAGGCUAGUUUCAACUCUGCGCAGUUACCAACACAAUCAUCUUCCAGUUGCGUAUGCUGUUCGGAAACUCAUUUCUUGUUUGUUUGUCCGGUGUUCAAAAGACUGUCUGUUAGAGAUCGCGAGGGAGUGCUUCGGAAGCAUUCAUUUUGCCGCAAUUGCUUUAGGCCUGGACACCAAGGGAAGGAUUGUCGUUCAAAAUAUUCUUGCCGAUUCUGUAAAGGACGUCAUCACACACUCGUCUGUUUCAAACAAACCCCAGGCGCUGUUUCAACGGUGGGAAAAAGUUCAACCUCUCCUACUCCGGAAAAUACCAAUAUUUCCACUACUCCGACGGAUGCGGUAGCAAAUAUUGCUACUUCGGAAGUGUCCAUGUGCAAUGCAACCGGUGCAUCGUCGAAAGUAUUUUUGGCGACAGCAAUUAUUCUAGUGGAGGACGACCAAGGCAAGCAGUAUGGAGCACGAACUCUUUUGGAUUCGGGAUCCGAAUGUAACUUCGUUUCGGAAAGGCUUUGCCAGCUUUUGAGGGCGGUUCGAGUCAGAGCUGACACCAAGGUACAAGGAAUCGGCCAAACAUCAUCACUUGCGAAACAUCAGGUUCACCUCAAGCUACGAUCUAGAGUUUCAUCAUUCUCCCGGUCGGCCAAGUUUCUGGUUUUACCUAAGGUAACGGUUAACCUUCCUACAUCUACGGUGGAUACUCAGGGAUUGGUCAUUCCUGAAGGUGUACGGUUAGCAGACCCGGGUUUCUUCAAAUCAGCUGGAGUGGAUAUGGUUCUAGGCAUUGAACUAUUCUUCAGCUUGUUCAACGUCGAUCGGAAAAUGUCACUCGGAAACAACAUGCCCACAUUGAUCGAUUCGGUGUUUGGCUGGGUGGUGUGCGGCACCAUGGAAAUACCCAGGGCGGUGAAUCUUGUUAACUGUAGUGUGUCAAUGGUUGAUCGCUUGGAUGAUCUGCUCACACGAUUUUGGGAAUGCGAAGAGGUAGCAACUCCAAUCAAAUCUACUCCGGAGGAAGUCAUUUGCGAGGAACAGUUUCAACGAACGGUUCAGAGAACAGAAGAUGGUCGGUAUUCAGUCGCUCUUCCCAAAGACGAUGUCAAACUUCAGCGACUAGGAGAGUCGCGAGAUAUCGCACUUCGACGAUUCUUCAGCACGGAACGAAGAUUGGGCAAGGAUGCCAACUUGCGUCAACAAUAUGUAGCUUUCAUGGAAGAAUACCUGCAAUUACAACACAUGAAGGAAGUUCCGGAUGAUCCUAGAGAUGGAGGAAGGCGAUGCUACCUACCACAUCAUCCAGUGGUGAAGGAAGCGUCCACGACAACUAAGGUACGGGUCGUGUUCGACGCUUCCUGCAAGACAUCGAGCGGUACAUCACUGAACGAUGUUCUUUACGCGGGACCAGUCAUACAGGAGGACUUACGUGCUAUUAUUAUGCGUGGGCGGACUCGGCGUGUUAUGCUUGUUGCAGACGUUGAGAAAAUGUUCCGGCAAAUAUGGACAUGUCCUGAAGAUCGACGUCUGCAAUGCAUUCUAUGGCGUUCUUCACCCAUGGCCGAGGUCAAAACAUACGAACUGGGUACGGUCACCUACGGGACAAAACCAGCACCAUUCUUAGCUACGAGAACUCUACAGCAACUCGCUACUGAUGAAGGUCAUCGGUUCCCACGGGCUGCAAGAGCUGGGAAGGAGGGCACAUGCAUGGAUGACGUAAUUACUGGAGCGGAAACUAAGGAAGAAGCAGCGAGAUUGCAAUUUGAACUUCAAGGUUUGUUGGAAGCAGGAGGCUUCCACCUUCGCAAAUGGGCUUCUAACUGCUCGGAGGUAUUAGAGGGCAUUCCACCAGAUAGCUUAGCCAUACCCAACACCAAGGAAGUCAACCUCGAAUUGGAUUCGUCGGUCACCACUCUCGGAUUGGUUUGGAUACCUGGGACAGACAAAUUAAGGUUUAAAUUUCGAGUUCCACAGUUGGAUUCACCGGAGCUGCUAACUAAACGGAAAAUUCUAUCCACAAUCGCUACUCUUUUCGACCCAAUUGGACUGAUUGGAGCAGUGGUUGUCGAGGCAAAAAUUUUUAUGCAGCAAUUAUGGACGAUACAAGGAGCAGACGGUCAGCGCUUGGAUUGGGACCAACCGGUACCACAGAAGGUGAGCAAGGAAUGGUGCCGUUACUAUAAUUGUUUGCCUAGUUUGGAAAAUAUCGAAGUCGCUCGAUGCGUGAUAAUUCCGGAUGCUGUUUCACUUGAGGUGCACUGUUUCUCCGAUGCUUCCACCAAAGCGUAUGGUGCAUGCCUAUACCUGAGGAGUCGAAACACGUCAGGCGACGUUCUUGUUCGAUUGCUAGCAUCGCGUUCAAAGGUGGCUCCUUUAAAAACACAGUCGCUACCUAGGCUGGAACUAUGCGGAGCAUUACUAGCAACUCAGCUAUGUCAAAAGGUAUGCGAAGCAAUUCGUUACAACGACAAGGUCUACUUCUGGACAGACUCCACAUGCGUUCUGAGGUGGAUCGCUGCAACUCCGGCGAGCUGGACAACCUUUGUAGCUAACAGAGUGUCCAAAAUUCAAACACUAUCAGACGGGUGUUAUUGGAAGCACGUUAAGGGCACGGAAAAUCCAGCGGACUUAAUUUCGCGCGGUCUGAGUGCUGCAAACAUCAUCAAUAACAAUAUGUGGUGGUCGGGACCCGACUGGCUUCAGAAUUCCCGAGAGCAUUGGCCGAUACGGAGUGUAGAACCCAACGAAGAAGGGGAAGAAGAACGACGUCGCUGCACUGUCGUUAACACCGCGUCGACAUGCGACGAAUUCAACCAAUGGUACAUCUCUAAGUUCGACUCUUACGAAGAAUUGGUCCGUCGUACUGCGUAUUGGCUGAGAAUGAUGGAUCUACUGAAGCUGCCAAGAGAUAGAAGAAGGAAUACGGAGUUACUAACCACGGCUGAAAAGAAAAGAGCUGAACGAAUACUGAUUCGCAGAGUUCAAAUGGAAUCAUUUCCUGAGGAAUGGAAGGCUUUGUCCAAGGGAUCCGCACUUCCAAUUAAAUCUCCGCUGAGAUGGUUUCACCCAUUUAUUUCCAAAGAAGAUGGUAUUUUGCGUAUUGGAGGAAGGCUAAACUAUUCUGAGGAGUCUGAAGAAACCUCCAAUUCUUCCUGGUCGGCACAUUUUCACUAG